This is a messenger RNA of Oreochromis niloticus (Nile tilapia), 1869 nucleotides long. It is a transcript of the gene cyp11c1, whose product is annotated as cytochrome P450, family 11, subfamily C, polypeptide 1. Gene Ontology annotation, cellular component: mitochondrial inner membrane. Gene Ontology annotation, biological process: cellular response to peptide hormone stimulus; glucocorticoid biosynthetic process; cortisol metabolic process. The coding region runs from base 88 to 1701 and encodes 537 amino acids. The record is from RefSeq and is a predicted model, not a curated record. Gene Ontology annotation, molecular function: oxidoreductase activity, acting on paired donors, with incorporation or reduction of molecular oxygen; monooxygenase activity; heme binding. The transcript has 9 exons. Lineage: Eukaryota; Metazoa; Chordata; Actinopteri; Cichliformes; Cichlidae.
AUGAGCCCUGCAGAAACGACAACAAACAAGAAGUGUCACAACUCUGGAUGAGACUGCCUGGCACAGCUCACUCAGACCAGAGCCAACAUGUCCACACGAGUGACUGCAGGUAUCAAAGCGAAGGGGUCUCGUGGGUCCAGAAAUGUGUUUUUUGGUGUCGCACCACAAAAGGGUCUUUGCGUGACUGCAGCAGGGACUGUGGUGCAUGGAAAGCUAGAAGGGGGGAAAAGAGUAGUGAAAGGGAUGCGGAGCUUCGAGGAGAUCCCUCACACAGGGAGGAAUGGAUGGCUCAACCUGUUGAAAUUCUGGAGAGAAAAUCGCUUCCAGCAGCUUCACAAGCACAUGGAGAGGACCUUCAACACGCUCGGCCCCAUCUACAGAGAAAAGCUGGGCACCCUAAGCAGCGUGAACAUCAUGCUGCCAUCUGACGUCAGUGAGCUCUUUAAGUCCGAGGGCCUGCACCCCCGACGGAUGACCCUGCAGCCCUGGGCGACACACCGGGAGAUACGCAACCACAGCAAGGGCAUCUUCCUCAAGAAUGGGGAAGAGUGGAGAGCUGACCGUCUGCAGCUGAACAAGGAGGUGAUGAUGAGUGCAGCAGUAAAACGCUUUCUCCCUCUCCUUGAUGAGGUGGCGAAGGAUUUCUGUCGAAUGCUGCAGACAAGAAUGGAAAAGGAGGGAAGAGGAGAGGAGGGAAAAUGCGUUCUUACCAUCGAUCCCAGUCCUGACCUUUUUCGUUUUGCACUGGAAGCUAGCUGCCACGUGCUCUACGGAGAGCGUAUUGGCCUCUUCUCCUCAUCCCCCUCCCUGGAAUCUCAGAAGUUCAUCUGGGCCGUGGAGCGAAUGCUAACAACCACUCCUCCUCUCCUCUACCUGCCCCCUCGCUUACUGUUGCGCAUGGGUGCUCCCCUGUGGACCCAGCACGCCACUGCUUGGGACCACAUCUUCAGUCAUGCGGAGGCGAGGAUCCAGAGGGGGUACCAGCGCUUGUCAACCUCCCUGGGUAGAGCAUCUCCGACUGGGACUGCUGGAGGCCACUACACUGGAGUUCUGGGACAACUCAUGGAGAAAGGGCAGCUAUCUUUGGACCUCAUCAAAGCCAACAUCACUGAGCUGAUGGCUGGAGGGGUGGAUACGACAGCAGUACCCCUGCAGUUUGCUCUGUUUGAGCUGGGACGCAACCCUGAGGUGCAGGAGAGCGUUAGGCAGCAGGUGAGGGCGUCGUGGGCACAGGCUGGUGGGGAUCCUCAGAAAGCCCUGCAGGGGGCACCACUUCUUAAAGGCACAAUCAAAGAGGUCCUCAGGUUGUACCCAGUGGGAAUUACAGUGCAGCGGUAUCCAGUCAGAGACAUCGUUCUCCAGAACUACCACAUACCUGCUGGAACUUUGGUCCAGGCUUGUAUUUACCCAAUGGGGAGAAGUGAAAAAGUGUUUGAAGAUCCACUGCACUUUGACCCCAGCCGGUGGAGCAGAGAAGAGGGCCAAAGGGCGGAAGCCGCAGGGUUUCGCUCCCUGGCAUUUGGCUUCGGGGCGAGGCAGUGUGUCGGGAGGAGGAUUGCUGAGAACGAGAUGCAACUUUUACUCAUGCAUAUCCUGCUGAGCUUCCAUCUCAGCGUGCCGUCCUCAGAGGACCUCAACACCACAGUCACCCUCAUCCUCCAGCCCGAGACUCCGCCGAGGAUCACUUUCAGCAAGCUCUGACACACACACAUGCUCAGAGGAGACUCAUGCUGGUACCAUUUGACAAGUUUAAUCACGUAGGGUUAGCGCGCUUUAAUAAUUUAUUUCCGAUUAUUCCCAAUAAAGAUAUUUUUAAGCGUCCUUACACACUUUGCAUUGGAAUGAAGAUAAAUAAAGAUGAAUUUUAUC